Messenger RNA from Anarrhichthys ocellatus (wolf-eel), 9248 nucleotides. It is a transcript of the gene cabin1, whose product is annotated as calcineurin binding protein 1. Gene Ontology annotation, biological process: chromatin organization. The record is from RefSeq and is a predicted model, not a curated record. The transcript has 39 exons. NCBI's taxonomy places the organism in Eukaryota, Metazoa, Chordata, Actinopteri, Perciformes, Anarhichadidae. The coding region runs from base 694 to 7407 and encodes 2237 amino acids. Gene Ontology annotation, molecular function: protein binding; nucleosome binding. Gene Ontology annotation, cellular component: nucleus.
AGUGAUGGACACCCGGUAAAACAAUAACGUUAGCUCACGUUAGCUCACAUAAUGUGUCUGCUAAUGUCAGCCAUCUCUAGCGGUUAGCUUAGACUAAUUUGAGCUGUUAGCAGUUGAAUUCGCUAACGUUAGCCAGAGAGGAGAUUAUAUUUGCCAGCUGGUCUGUGGCGUUGUGUUCACCAGUGAAGCUUUACAAUGUUAACGUCGCUUGCUCGGGACAAACUGCAGCAAUUCCAUACAGCAGAGCUAAGCUAACCAUGCUAAGUUUUGAGCAUUUUGGUGAGGUUAGCGUUAGCUAAGUUAGUCGGUCCCAAGCCCUUCUCGAUCAGCAAUUGUGUCGAGCGAUAUCAGUUGACUACAGCAGGUUGCAUUGAUCUUGUCUUUGUCGAGUUGGGGUUUAUUUAGUCAGAAGCUGUCACACACACUGAAUACUACUCAAAAUGAAUGAAUGAAUAUUAUAGUGGCCUUCGACUAGAAUUGGUAAAUAAAAGACUGUGGAGCAAGUCUUUGUGGGUCUGCUGACGGGACAUGCAACUAAAUGCUUUUUUCACGUAACGUUGCUUUAUUUUUUUGCUGAAUUGUUGUCUUGCCUGCUUCUAUCUUCUUCCUUUUGUUUGGUUUCCAUACAUUUCUAUAGAUCCAAUCAAAAGCUACAAACCGUGAAGGUGGAAGCUCUGCUUGCCAAGUAUUAAAAUGAUUCGCAUAGCAGCACUGAACGCUGCUUCGACAGCUGCAGAUGAGUCUCAAGACCCCUUGAGAAGUAGCAAGAGUCGGACAAAAGAGGCUCAGGAAGCUGAGGCGUUUGCUUUGUAUCACAAAGCUUUAGAUCUGCAAAAACAUGACAAGUUUGUGGAAUCUGCCCAGGCCUAUCAUGAGCUUCUCAAGACUCCACUGCUCAAAGAGGCCAUGCCCUCGGAUGAUCAGAAAGUGGGUCUCAAGCAUCCCGGACUGAUGUUGAAAUAUUCUACUUUUAAAAACUUGGCCACUAUGGCUGCAUUGCGGGACGAUCUGGAGACUGCUAUGGAGUUUUAUUUGGAGGCAGUGAUGUUGGAUUCCACUGAUGUGAACAUGUGGUACAAAAUUGGUCUGGUGGCUGUGCGACUGGUGCGCGUUCCUCUGGCCCGACAUGCCUUCGAGGAGGGAUUGCACUGUAACCCAGACCACUGGCCCUGCCUGGACAACCUCAUAACUAUUCUCUACACACUCAGUGACUACACCUGCUGUUUGUACUUCAUCGCUAAAGCAUUAGAGAGGGAUCAUUGUUACACCAAAGGCCUGGUGUUGAAGGAGAAAAUCUUUAAGGAGCAGCCCUGUCUAAAGAGGGACACAAUGCAGAUGUUCAUGAAAUGUGAUGUGUCUAUUCACUAUGUGGAAGUGGAGAUGGAGGAAAGCAAAUCCAUUGUGGAGGAGGCACUGGAGUUACGGAAGCGCAGACAGGCUCUCUCUCCCUCUGAGCCCAAACCUGACCUUGUCCUGGUUCAGCCCAUCCGCUGCCUCUCAUGGAAGCACGUGGGUGAGAGCCUUCUGGCAAUGUACAGACAUCAGACCACAUGUGAGCCACCUCGCCCGAGUCUCGGCCGCAGAAUUGAUUUGUCGGAGUACCGUGACCCAAACUUUCUCCAGAACCUCCCCCAACCCAGCAGCCCCGUCAGUAUGGUUCAGACCACCGUGCUGAGCAGCAGCCCGAGCUCGUCCCUGCCACCAAUGGCCCUCCCUGAGCCAGUAGUGCUGCCCCAACCCAGCACUCAGAUUGCCCCAGCCCAGACCACUGUGGAGGUCACCACUUCUGCCCCACCUGUCGUGACAGCAAUAGAAGUUUCACUGAUGGAUAAAGUGAAGAAAGCUCCGAAAAGGAAACGAGUUGUAGAAGACAGUGGGGAGACAGCCAAGCGGCGCUCCGCUCGUGUUCGAAACACAAAAUGCAAGAAGGAAGAGAAGAUUGAUUUUCAGGAGCUGCUUUUUAAAUACCUGCCUUCCAGGCUGAAGAAGUUUGAUCCUGAUGAUGAGAGUUUGAGUAAUCUCGACGCUCCGUGUGAUAGGAAGGAGGACAUGCAGCCUCUACAUGGGAGUUGCCUCCCUGCUGACUCGGUUGAAUACAUGGAAUCUGAGCAACAGGAUGUCCACAGCUUCCUGCUCAAUAAUAUGACCAAUGGUGGUUUACUGGACGUGAUGAUGCGCUAUCUUAAAGCCGUGGGUCAGAAGUUCACGGGGGAGUGGCCUCGGGGGCUGACUGCUGUGGUGCUGGAGGUCCAUCAGACCUGGAGGAAGCACAGCAGUGGUCUUCCUAACCCUCUGCUUCGGGACUGCAGCAACCAACACAUCCGGGAAAUGUUGGCAAUGAGCUUGGCGUGUAUGGAGUUGCAGUUGGAGCAAUGGAUACACAACAAAGGGAAGACUGUGUCUCCAAGAAGAAGCAGCAGCAUUUGUCCCAGCAGUGAUGCAGCUGACUCCGAAUUCCCUGGGCAGCACUUCCAGAGUGAUUUGUUACUUUUGGCCUUAGGUUCAUCCCAAAGAGACCUGUUUGAGGAUGACUGGCUGGAUGUUAUGGUGCGCGUCUACUGGCUCAAGGCCCGGUUCUUGGCCCUGCAGGGAGACAUGGAGUUGGCCCUGGAGAGCUACGAUGUCUGUGUUGGCCUGUUGCAGAGCAAACCAAAGACUUCUGAAGGCAAACAUUACACCAUCAGCCUGCCUAACCUUCGUGUAGAUGCAGCAAUCUCUGUGGAGGAGAUUGACAAGAGGCUGAAGUCUCUGGAGCGUUGUCAGUCUUUGGAGGAGAUCCAGCGUCUCUUCGAGUCUGCUGACUUUCACUCUGUUGUGCGCCUGCUGCAGCCCACUCUUAAUUACGGCAACCGGAGUAAACCUUUGGAGUUUGUGAGCUCAGCGCCAGAGCGGCCUGCUCAGCUGAUGCUACUGCAGAACGCGCUGUUGAAGCUGCAGGACUACCAGCAAUGUUUUGAGUGCAGCGAGUUGGCUCUGAAUGAAGCCCUGCAGCAGCUCAACUCUGCUCCAAACAACUCUCCUCCUAGUAAGGAGGAGUGGGUCAGUACUAUUGGAAAGUUGCUGGAUGGCACCGAGAUCUGCUUCAUCAAAAACUCUGAGCUUCUAAGCAAUGUCCCCCACUUCUCUAGUAUGGCUCGACUAGCAAACAAUCUAAUUCAGCUGAUUGAUCUGAGCAUGAACAUUUCGGACGAUCCCAAGGAGCCUUAUUUCUUCUCGGUUCUGCCUUGGAUCGUCCUGUAUCGCGUUAUCAAACACGAGGAGGCUGCUUUUAACUGUAUGCUUCGACAGCAUAUAUCUGUAGGGGAUGAUGAAGAUGACUCAGACACUCCCAUGCUGCCCUCCUCCCUGAUGCUUCUGAACACAGCCCAUGAGUAUCUCGGCCGUCGCUCCUUGUGCUGCAACUCGGACGGCGCACUCCUCAAGUUCUAUGUUCAAGUUUUGAAAAAGGAGGUCGCAGCCUCUUCCAACAGUGACUCUCAUCCCUACAAAGAGGAGUUGGAGAUGGCCUUGGAACAGUGCUUUUUCUGCCUCUAUGGCUACCCCAGUAAGAAGAGCAAGUCCCGCUACCUUGAGGACCACUCGUCUCCACAGGUUGAGCUGCUGUGGUGUGAUGCCCUCUUCAUCUUCCAGUAUUUCAAACCAAAGUCACUGCCGGAGUUUGACAGCUACAAGACGAGCACAGUGUCUGCAGAAUUGGCCAAUCUGCUGAGGAGGUUUGCUGGCAUCGCCCCCACAAGUGACACCCCCACUCUCACCAUGGAUGAAGUGGCAGCCUACAUUGAGGGCAUGACAGAAAAGGCCCCAUGCCUUCCUGAGGGUAGUGCUCCUGCACCUCCGAUCAUCAAUGAGAUCUACUACCUGCUGGCUGAUUACCAUUUCAAGAACAAGGAGCAGUCUAAAGCCAUCAAGUUCUAUAUGCAUGACAUAUGCGUGUGUCCCGACAGGUUUGACUCCUGGGCAGGUAUGGCUUUAGCGAGGGCCAGUCGUAUUCAGGAAAAGCUCAACUCCAAUGAGCUGAAAAGUGACGUUCCUAUCUGGAAGCACUCCCAGGCUGUGCUUAACUGCUUUAAGAGGGCCCUGGUAAUAGACAGCUCCAACCUGUCUCUGUGGAUCGAGUACGGUACUAUUUCAUACGCGCUGCACACAUUUGCUUCAAGGCAGCUCAAGCAGUGGCGCAACGAGCUCCCCCCAGAGGUGGUGAAACAGAUGGUAGAAAGGAGAGACUCCAUGUUGGAGACAGCGUUCCAGUGUUUCCAGGGAGCUUCCCGUUGUGAGGGUGACAGUGAUGAAGAGGAGUGGCUCAUUCACUACAUGCUCGGGAAGAUCUCGGAGAAACGCAAACAGCCUCCUGUGGAAUAUCUGCAGCUUUACAAAAAGGCAGCCCACUAUCUGCAUGAAGAAGCUGCUAGGUACCCCCGGAAAAUCCAUUACCAUAAUCCUCCUGACCUGGCCAUGGAGGCCCUUGAGUUGCAUUUCCGUCUCUGCGCCACCACUCUAAAACUAUUAGAGGGGAAUGUGCCGGAUCUGGAACACGAGCUCUUGUUCGGUAUGCUGGUCGAAGCCGCUAUCGGGCCAUUUGCCAGGGGGGAAGAGAAGAGCAUGCCGAGCAUGCCUAGGUCCCUUGAAAAGGAGAAACCCCCCUCCAUGACAGAUGAAGACUUUAAUUGCUCGUCAGUUUGCAUAAGAAACGUCCUCGGCUCCUCCCAUCUGUCGGCUGCCACCCCAGGUCUGACAUCCCCGCCUUACGUGGCCACGCCGUUUGACCACGAUUACGCCAAACGCAAAACUCUCCGACGGCAGCAGUGGCAGCAGCAGCGGAAUGAGGAGCAGCAGGCUGAUGGUUCAACAUUUUCAAGGAGAGUGGCAUCGAAUCUGUAUUCAGUUGUCAAGAAAGCCUCACCAGAGUUUGACCAUGAUUACUGCCUGCCCAGGUCUCCAAUGUGGCUGGCUUCCCUGAAUGAGCGCAGUCAGGACAGCGAGGUGGUGAUGCUCUCUGAUUCCAACUCCACCCAGGAUGCCUUCACAGAUCCCACCAGCUCACAAGACAGCAGCCACAAACCUGCUUCUGGGAAAGCCAGUUCAUCCUCAUCAGAAAGUACGACACCUGUGAAGGACGGACAGUUCGCAUCCGAGGACACAGUGUCACAUGUAGACCAUUCUGGCAUCCAGACGGAAGAAAAAGUUAUCCAGGAAGUAGUAGAAGCUGUGGUGGUGACGCUCACUGAGGCUUCAGACCCCAAGGUCUCCGUGGAACCUGUCCCAGCCACUCCUCCAAAGCCAUCCCACUCUCAACAGGCUGCUCCUCAAACCCCAGCCAGUGAGGGGAAAAGGAAGCCAGAGCCCCCCGCCGAGGUGAUCGAGGUGCCCAAGGCCCUGCCCGCAGAGCUCGGAGACCAGAGACGAAUGCUGGUGGAUAUGUGUGUCCGUGCUCUCUUCCUCUGCCUCGGCCGCUUCCCUCAGCACUACAAGAGUCUCUACCGCCUGGCCUUCUUCUACACCAACAGCAAGACCCAUCAGAACCUACAGUGGGCCCGAGAUGUGUUGCUAGGAAGCAGUGUCCCAUGGCAACAGCUGAAGCACAUGCCGGCACAAGGACUCUUCUGUGAGAGAAACAAGACGAACCUGUUUAAUGGCAUCUGGCGUAUUCCAGUGGAUGAGAUUGAUCGCCCGGGAAGUUUUGCUUCUCAUAUGAACCGAUCCAUUGUCCUCUUGCUGGAGGUGUUGGCUCAGCUUAAGGAUCACGAUACUCUGGUGAAAGUCUCUUUUAUGCUGCAGAGAACCCCUGACCAGGGAAAGAAGUAUUUACGGGAUGUUGAUCGCCAGGUUUUGGCCAAGAGAGCAUUCUUCCUAACUGUAAAAGUCUUGGAGGACAAUCUGAACAGUCUCAAAGGGGUGUCUGAGCAGCUUCACAAAGCGCCCGUGCCUUCAAUGGGGGAGAUGACCACGACGGACGCAUCCAACAGGCCCAGUUCGGAGGACGGCAAACAUGCUCCACCUAAGAAGCCUGGGAUCACAGAGGGAGCCUGUGCCACUGAUGCAGGGCCCAAGGAAGCCUCCCAGGCACAACUCACCCCACUACCGCUAGCCGUGGAUAAAGGGAGUAAGGUUCAGGAACUCUACCUGGGGAAGGUAGAGACUGCUGGGAGUGAGGGACACAAAGCAGGGCCAGAGGAGCCCAUGGAGCUUGACUCUGGCCACUGGAGGAGGCCCUCUAUUACCACAGAUCCUCAGGGCAUCCAAACGGAGGCCGAGACCUCCCUGAGUGUCGUGGAGCCCCAGCAGAAGGUGACCGACAGCAGCCGGACACCAGAGCUGUCUCUAGAGGAGCUGAGUAUCAGUUCCAGGCAGCAGCAGCUCCAAGCCUCAGCAACCAAGGUGACUGUGGCAGCCAGCGGGGCCGAUCAGGGGCUACUCCGACGGCCAAACAGGAAAAGAAAGCUUCUUGACGAUGCCGAGUCCGGAAAAACUUUGCUGCUUGAUGCCUACCGGGUGUGGCAGCAGGGCCAGAAAGUCAUGACCUACGACCUGGCCCGCAUUGAAAAGAUCAUGUCGGAGACUUAUAUGCUCAUGAAACAGGUUGAUGAGGAUGUCGCUCUGGACCAAGCUGUGAAGUUCUGCCAGAUACAGUUGGCCACUUCUGCCCAACGACAGUCUGCAGGCGACACCCCGACCACGCCCAAGUACACCAAGGAGAUCUUCUUCCCCGCCUCCCUGUCGUCGCCCAUCCUGCUCGGCCACACCGCCUGCCACCCGCUGUCCACCCCGGAGGGUCAAGCCAAAGUGGUGUACGAGCCGCUGAGCAAGCUGUCCAGAGCUCACGCCUCGGGCUUCCACGAUCAGCCACAGCACAGGAGAGCAGCCGGCCACCCUGCUGCGGCCAUGGCCUUCCUACCACACACAGAUGAGCGGGAGGAUCCCUCAGAGGGACUUGCGUACCGACAGCAGGAGUCGCACCUUUGUCAGCAGAUGAAACUCGCCACUGUAUCCCAAGGCCAUGAGUCAGCAGCAGCCUGGUUCCAGGAGGAAACCGCCACAUGUAGUAGUGCACAGCCAUGCCCAGACCAGCAGCAGUAUGCCAGCGAUGAUCAGUCUAAACUUCCAGACCCCAACCGAAUCCGCUCCCGUGUCCCGCACAACAUGCCAAAGCUUUUCAUCCCGUCCUCCGUUACCAAGUUCCCACCAGAAAUCACAGUAACGCCUCCGACACCCACACUUCUGUCCCCUAAAGGCAGCAUCUCCGAGGAAACCAAACAAAGACUGAAGAACGUCAUCUUGUCGUCUCAGUCUGCAGCCACAGUCAAAAAGGACACUCUGAGCCAGCCGGCGCUGGAGGUGCAGGAGACAUCCAGCCAGGAGUCGUCUCUGGAGAGCGAGUCGGACGAAGAGGACGAUUACAUGGACAUCUGAGCCGCUGAAGGCCUUGUGUGCGCACUGAAACUGAACACAACCCCCCCCCCCCCCCCCCUGUCUUAAAAAGGAAUGGUACAUGUCACUGCAGCUGUCUGUGUUGAUGCCAUUGCUUCGUCAUGUGCACUACAGAAGAAAUGCAGUAUUCUCAUCGCCUGUCAUGUCACCGUGCUGCCCUGCUCGUCAGCAGAUAAAGACGGAUGACGGUUGCUUUCGUCUCGCAGCAUGUCUGCAAUGUGCCAUUUAUGCAUAUCGCACAUCAGUGUAUCCUGCACUCCAGCGUACACUGGAUCUGGCACAGCCGACCAGUUCCGUGUUUAUUUUUUUACGUUGCGCGCCGACUAUAUCUCCAAGCUGCAGCUAACAUCCCCCGUGUGAGAACUCUCCGAUCUGAGGCGCCUCAGUCCGGACUGAUGUUCGGCAGUAUGUACCUGCUGUCCACCACUUUUGAUCACUUACUCGGGCAUGGUUUCUGCAGCACACGUUGCAUUGGUGCACAACAUAUUUCGAUGAACACAAGGGUUACAUGAGGACAAUCGGCUGCAUUCGAGGUUCAACCUGUGGAGCCUCACAACCUGUAGCAGAUAAGAAAUGUUUACACUGAACGUUUGGGAUGUUUUUCAGUUGACACUUAACGUUGUGCUAUUUUUGUAUUCUUGUAAUAUUUUGUCCGAUAUAUAUUUUUCUUUUCUUCGGUGUGCAUUUGUAGCUAAGAUGAACAGUUCUUACCAGGAAGACAUCCUGUCACCAGCACUGAUCUGAAUGAUGUGGACCGAGUUAUUAUGAAUUAGCUUUUGUACAUAUCACAAUCCAAAUACCCUCUAAUGUGUUUGACUUUAAUGAGCGUUGAGCUUUAUUUUCAGUCAACUCAGGAAGCGGCUUCCCUUGAAACCGACGCUUCACACGAUCCUUCCUGAUUUCAGUGGAAUUGAAACACUUGCGGAGGAGGACUUCCUAAUACAGAUGCCUUUCCAUUCAAACCAUUUUACUAAAUUUGUCACAAUUCUAGCUUAACUCAGAGGAAGACAACAGAAUGUUUUUUACAGAUUGUUUUCUAUAAAAGAGAGAGAGAGAGAGAUAUUUACUGAUUGUGUUUCUUGAAAGUGGUCUAAAAAUAAUUUUUGAAAAAGACACAAAUGAAUAAUUGUAAACUAUCACCCUUAGAAAGGAGAAUUGGGAUUUUAUUUUGUUGGUUUUGUUUAUUUUUUUGUGUAAGAUAGUUUUCUAUUGUUCUUCUGGGAGUGUACCAGAAUGUAAACCCCCCCCCCCCCCCCGCCUCAAGGGAACUGUCUGGAAUGAAUGCAUUAUAGAUGUCAAACCAAAAAUAUAUUUGAGAAACACGUUUGUUCUGUGUGCUACUUCAAACAUCAGGUAAAACGCUGGUUUUAGUCGGUAUGAGCGCAGCCCUCUUGGGCUUUCUGAGAAAACCAGUUCUGUGUCUGAGGGGGCAGUUUAAUACUGUGACGGCCAUAAUAACUAUGAUUUAAUAUGAGACCAGUGGGCACCCGUUGCUUACUGAGGCUUGAAAUCAACCCCCUCAACAACUCUCUGAAGAUAUAAGACUAACAAAAGUAAAAGCAUCGUACAACAUGUAUAAGUACUGGAACAGUUGACGACGCCUAAGAGUUUCUAAUAUUUCAUUUUUCUUUUCCUGUUACUCAACAUAUCACUUCCUCGAGAGUACAGCAAUAGUGCAGCGUCCUCAAUUAUGUUUUUCAUAUACUUUGAGCAUUCAUGAUGCUUUGUUGUAAGUUUGGAGCAUAAAGUGCCCGAUAUAAAAAUACAGGUUUAUAAUUAAGACAGAUAUGACCAGUUACUGAUCAAACAUGACAGGAUGCUAA